GGGGCUGACUGCUUUAGCUUCCUCAGAGGGCCUUCUAGAGUAGUGUGCUGUAAAGUGCCCACUGUACACCCAGCCUUCCCAGCCAUUCCCAGGGUGACGACUCAGCAUGGCUCAGGCCUCAGGGAUGGACCCACUUGUGGACAUCGAGGACGAGAGACCCAAAUGGGACAACAAACUUCAGUACCUCCUGAGCUGCAUCGGCUUUGCUGUGGGGCUGGGGAACAUAUGGCGGUUCCCCUACCUGUGCCAUACCCACGGGGGAGGGGCCUUCCUCAUCCCCUACUUCAUCGCCCUGGUCUUUGAGGGGAUCCCGCUUUUCUACAUUGAGCUUGCCAUUGGCCAGCGCCUACGGAGGGGAAGCAUUGGCGUAUGGAAGACCAUCUCCCCCUACCUUGGUGGAGUAGGCCUGGGCUGCUUCUCAGUGUCCUUCCUGGUCAGCCUGUACUACAACACCAUUCUCCUGUGGGUCCUGUGGUUCUUCCUCAACUCCUUCCAACACCCACUGCCCUGGAGCACAUGCCCAUUGGAUCUCAACAGAACAGGAUUUGUGCAGGAAUGCCAGAGCAGUGGCACCGUGAGCUACUUCUGGUACCGGCAGACUUUGAAUAUUACGUCUGACAUCAGCAACACAGGCACUAUCCAGUGGAAGCUGUUUCUCUGCCUGGUGGCCUGCUGGACAACUGUGUACCUGUGUGUCAUCAGAGGCAUUGAGAGCACGGGGAAGGUGAUCUACUUUACAGCCCUAUUUCCUUACCUGGUGCUAACCAUCUUCCUCAUCAGAGGUCUGACUCUGCCCGGAGCAACAGAGGGCCUAACUUACCUGUUUACUCCCAAUAUGAAGAUUCUUCAGAAUCCACGGGUGUGGUUGGACGCAGCCACCCAGAUUUUCUUCUCCCUGUCCCUGGCCUUCGGAGGGCAUAUUGCUUUCGCAAGUUACAAUCAACCCAGGAACAAUUGUGAGAAGGACGCCGUGACUAUUGCCCUGGUCAACAGCAUGACCUCCCUGUAUGCAUCCAUCACCAUCUUUUCCAUCAUGGGGUUCAAGGCAUCCAAUGACUAUGGGAGGUGCCUGGACAGAACUUUCCUGGAACAUUGGAACAUAUGCUGGAUCAUAGAGCAUCCAGUCCCGUCCUCACUGGCCUUUUCCUGCUCCUGCAGAAAUAUUUUGAGCCUCAUCAAUGAGUUCGACUUUCCAGAGCUUAGCAUCUCCAGGGAUGAGUACCCAUCUGUCCUCAUGUACCUGAAUGCCACUCAGCCUGAGAGGGUGGCCCGACUUCCCCUGAAGACCUGCCAUCUGGAAGAUUUCCUGGAUAAGAGUGCCUCGGGCCCGGGCCUGGCCUUCAUCGUUUUCACAGAAGCUGUCUUGCACAUGCCCGGAGCUUCUGUGUGGUCUGUGCUCUUCUUUGGGAUGCUGUUCACACUGGGCCUGUCCUCCAUGUUUGGGAACAUGGAGGGUGUCAUCACACCACUAUUUGACAUGGGGAUCUUACCCAAAGGUGUACCCAAGGAGACCAUGACCGGGGUGGUCUGCUUUAUCUGUUUCCUCUCAGCCAUUUGCUUCACACUGCAGUCUGGAAGCUACUGGCUGGAGAUCUUUGACAGUUUUGCAGCUUCUCUGAAUCUGAUCAUCUUCGCCUUCAUGGAGGUGGUGGGCGUCAUUCACGUUUAUGGGAUCAAGCGGUUCUGUGAUGACAUUGAGUGGAUGACUGGGCGGCGGCCCAGCCUGUACUGGCAGGUGACAUGGAGGGUGGUGAGCCCUAUGCUGCUGUUUGGCAUCUUCCUGUCCUACAUUGUCCUUCUGGCUCAGUCAUCACCCAGCUACAAGGCCUGGAACCCCCAAUAUGAACAUUUUCCCUCAAGAGAGGAGAAGCUCUAUCCAGGCUGGGUACAGGUUACCUGUGUGCUCCUGUCCUUCCUGCCCUCACUGUGGGUCCCUGGAAUUGCUCUGGCUCAGCUACUGUUCCAGUACAGACAGAGGUGGAAGAACACACAUCUGGAAAGUGCUCUGAAGCCACAGGAGAGCAGAGGCUGCUGAGACAGAGCCAGGGUAGAUCAGGGUUGGGAGGAAGACCUGUGCCACUCCGAUGCAGCCUCAUUACACUCUGUCUACGACUGAGACCACGUGAUUAUUGCUUUCCUAGCUUUCCGUAUAGUGGAAGACUCAUAGAUUCAGGGCAAUUGUGUAUUGCCCAGUGGAUGUCUGUGUGAUGCCAUUCCUCUGAAGCUAGGUCCCACAGGGUGCCGUCUGCAUGGACAUGGCUUUUCCCUAGAAUCCAUGCAGAUUUGGGUUGUCCCGAGUGUACUUCAUUGGCACAGUGGCAAGACUGUGGAAACCUUUUCUCUGAAUGGCCUUGGCAUUACUAAUUUUAGAAAUCCAGCCCUAUGCUGGUCUUCAAAGAAAAGCUGGAACCUGACAGGUGGGAAACUUCUUCCUCCUCCCAUAUUAUCCUGGUGUUACCAUGUCUAUAAAGAGACCCUCGGGUGCAGAUA
Rattus norvegicus (Norway rat) is the source of this 2490-nucleotide messenger RNA. The record is from RefSeq and is a predicted model, not a curated record. NCBI's taxonomy places the organism in Eukaryota, Metazoa, Chordata, Mammalia, Rodentia, Muridae.